AUGCUCUCCGUGUUUCCCCCCCACUGUAUCCCUGUGCUCGCCAUGCCCUCUCACCUCACACACAGGGACAUGUCAGGCAACCUCCUCACGGGGUCCAUUCCAGCCUUCAUCUCGCAACUCACCUCACUCACUCUGCUCGACCUCUCUUCCAACCAGCUCACUGGCACCGUGCCGCCAGCUAUCAGCAACCCCACUGACUUCCUCAGCAUCAACCUGGCGCACAACCUGCUGCAGGGCUCCCUUCCCCGGGCUCUUUCGCGCCUCUCCUCCCUCACCUACCUCAACGUGUCGUCCAAUCGGCUGUCAGGAGACAUCACACCGGCCCUCUCUCCUCUGAGCUCCCUCGAGAUUGUUGACCUCUCAGUCAACGCAUAUCAUGGCUCUGUUCCACCCCUCUUUGGUCGCAUGCCCAAUAUGACUCACCUGAACAUGGCGAUCAACCUACUCUCCGGAUUGCUGCCUCCUGCCAUUUUCAACCUGCGCCAGCUCUCCCACCUGUCAGUCAACUCUCCCACCUGUCAGUCAACUCUCCCACCUGUCAGUCAACUCUCCCACCUGUCAGUCAACUCUCCCACCUGUCAGUCAACUCUCCCACCUGUCAGUCAACUCUCCCACCUGUCAGUCAACUCUCCCACCUGUCAGUCAACUCUCCCACCUGUCAGUCAACUCUCCCACCUGUCAGUCAACUCUCCCACCUGUCAGUCAACUCUCCCACCUGUCAGUCAACUCUCCCACCUGUCAGUCAACUCUCCCACCUGCCCUCUGCCCAACGCUGCUGCCAGUCCAGCUCUCAUCCUCGACCUCUCGUUCAACGCGCUCUCAGGGUCGCUGGAGAGGCGUCAUAUCAAUCUCAAUCGUCUGGCCAUGCUGGCGGUGCACCACAACCAGCUGUCAGGCCCCAUCCCCGAGUACCUCUGCCAAUCCGUGCUGCAGAUCAUGCUCUUAAGCAGCAACGCCUUCUGGGGGGCCCUCCCUCAGUGCCUGCCCUUCAUCUCCUCCGUCCAACUCAUUGACGUCAGCAACAAUCUGAUCUUCAUGGACGCCGCAACCUUCCAAAACAUGCCGCCCAUCAGCCUGAAUCUCAGCAGCAAUUACCUCUACGGCUCCCUCUCCCCCUCCCCCAACAUCACCCUCUCCUCCUCCUCCUCCUCCUCCUCCUCGCCCCCAAUCCCCUCUCUCGUCCUCCCAGCGACCCCCCAAUCCCAGUCCCUCCCAGCCCAGGAUGCAACGAACCCUCAGUGCGUGUGUGUGGCGCAAGGGGAGCAGCAGGGGGGAACUGGAGCAGGAGGGGAGGGCGGAGGGAAUAGCAGCACCUCAGUGGCAUGGCUAGCUUUAGAUGGGAACUGUGUGGGGAGCCAGGGCGUGGGACAGCAGCGGGGGGCGGGAGAGUGUGCGGCGGUGUGUGGGAUAGAGUCAGGGCAGGGGCCCUGUGGGGGUGCGGGAGCGGGGCAGUGUGUGGUGCAGAGCGGUUGGCCGCCGUCCCUCUCCUGCUCCUGCGCCAGUGGCUACGUUGCUGUCACUGCUGCCGGCACCGCCAACACCACCACUUGCGAGCUGGCACCCGCUUCCGUGGCCUCGCUGUCCACGGGUGCCAUAGUGGGCAUCGUUCUGGGCUGCUUUGCUGGCUUCACGCUGCUGGCUGCUAUGCUCGCAUGGCUGCUGUGGCCCCGCGGACCAAGUGAGAGCCCCUCCACCCUUCUUCAGCUCCUUUCCGUCUCCCCUAGUGCUUUACCUCUUUCCUAG
Messenger RNA from Closterium sp. Yama58-4, 1743 nucleotides. NCBI's taxonomy places the organism in Eukaryota, Viridiplantae, Streptophyta, Zygnematophyceae, Desmidiales, Closteriaceae. The record is from the annotation of a GenBank genome assembly.